Camelina sativa (false flax) is the source of this 1381-nucleotide messenger RNA. RefSeq lists its product as uncharacterized. Gene Ontology annotation, molecular function: DNA binding. The record is from RefSeq and is a predicted model, not a curated record. NCBI's taxonomy places the organism in Eukaryota, Viridiplantae, Streptophyta, Magnoliopsida, Brassicales, Brassicaceae.
CUGAGUGGCCGCUUAGGCGGCGCUUAAACGCUAGGCGGCACAUACCCAUCCCGAUUUCACUGUAAACGGCUGUAUUAUGCGGGUGGUUUAGUAAGGCGGGUGGAACGGCGAUUAGGCGGGGUAAAUCGGUUUAGUCCGCCUAGAGUCCCUUUAUUUAACGACACCGUUUUAAGUUUUUUAGUGAAAUAUUUAAGCUGCGUUGUUUUGAGCUAACCUAGAUAGAGAAAAAAAGCCACACAAAUAUAGAAGCUAUUGUUCAUCUUCUUCGAUUUUGAAGUUCUCGUAAAGCGAUCCUAACUGCUUCUCAAUCUCCAAUACUUAGUGCUCCAAAAACAAUUCUCGUAUGAUGGCUUCGUCAUCAACAUCAGAUUCUACUACAGUUCCUGAGACUACAAAUUUGCAGAGAAAAUCAAAUGAUGUUGGCUGGGAGUUUGGAAUGUUGGUAAAUCCCAAAAAUUUGGACAAAAUGAAAUGCAAAUUAUGUGGAAAGGAGUUUUCUGGAGGAAUACAUAGAUUGAAGCAACAUGUUGCUAGAAUACAAGGGAAUGUUGCACCUUGCCCAAAAUCUAAAAAAGAAGACCAGGAAAAGUGCAAGUUAGCAAUUCUAGAAGCAAAAAAUAAGAAGAAAAGAGUUCGAAUGGCAGAUCUGGAAACUAGAAAGACGGUAAAUAUUGAUGAAAACCAAGAGGGGGAUGAAGAAGUUAUUGAGGUAGAAGGGAUGGGAGCAAACAAAAGUGCUCGCAUGCUUGGUCCUAUAGAUAUAUUUACUUCAAGCAUCAAUCCUGAAACUCCUAAAGGUCCAAUAUUGACACAACAACAACAACAUAUCAAGAAUGUUAUUGCAAAGGAUAGAUUACAUGUGGUGCAUCAAUAUGUUGUUAGAUGGGUGUAUUCUCAUGGCAUUCCUUUUAAUGCUAUUGCAAAUGAUGAUUUUAAGAGAAUGCUUGAGGCUGCUGGACAAUUUGGACCAGGUGUUACUCCACCUAGUCAAUAUCAGUUGAGGGAGCCUUUGUUAAAGGAAGAGGUUGAUCGAGUGAAAGGGUUUGAUGAAAGAACAAGAAGAUGAGUGGAAAGUGAACGGUUGUUCCGUUAUGACAGAUUCUUGGUCAGACAGAAAAAGAAGAUCAAUCAUGAAUUUGUGUAUUAACUGCAAAGAAGGUACCAUGUUUCUCUCCUCUAAAGAUUGCUCUGAUGAUUCCCAUACAGGUGAAUAUAUAUUUGCGUAUGUCAAUAAGUGCAUCGAAAAAUUAGGUGGAGAUCAUGUAAUUCAAGUAGUAACAGACAAUGCCACUAACAACAUGGCUGCUGCAAAGUUGUUAAAAGAGGUGAGACCCACCAUAUUUUGGACUUACAAUUACCUAACGAUCAUUGCGGGAUAAGU